This is a messenger RNA of Lachancea mirantina, 1401 nucleotides long. The record is from the annotation of a GenBank genome assembly. NCBI's taxonomy places the organism in Eukaryota, Fungi, Ascomycota, Saccharomycetes, Saccharomycetales, Saccharomycetaceae.
AUGGAAUCUGAGACUGAAUUUGAUUCCGAGUUCGUUCAAAAAUACGGUCCAGUGCGCGUGCAAUGGAUUGAGCCUCCACCGAGCGACAGACUCUUUGUUAGGCCAUAUGCCUUAAACUACUUUUUUGACGGGAAACUAUAUCGCACUAGGCAGGAACGUGGCUCUGCUGUGUUUGAGCUCUUUUUCGACCUCUUAUACGUUGGAAUCAUUGCUAACUUGGCUGAGUCUGCUAUAGAAGAGGCUACGGGUGCCUCUUUUGGCAAAUAUGUCCUUCUCUUUUUGGCUGCGUGGCAGAUAUGGGCGGACAUGAGGGAGUUUAUGGACUAUUAUUAUAAUAACGAUUUGAGUCAAAAGGCUUAUGUUCUAUGGAUUAUGGUACUUUUGGUAGUAUAUGCUAACAAUGCCAAUACGAUAUUGAUGUCGAAAGCGCAAACUGGACUGGUCGUGGGCUGCUACAUUUUGGCUCGCUUUAGUGCGAUUCUUCUCACUCUCGUUUACACUGUUUUUGUGAAAGAGCACAGACGCCAAAUGAUAUGCUUCUGUAGUCUCACCUGCAUUUCACUGCUAGUGUUUGGGUUCAUAAUCGUUGCUCCUCUACAUGGCAAAAUCGCGAUAGCUGCUGUGUGCUACUUUUAUGACACUCUCGUGUACGCAAUUACCUUUCAUCCUUGGUUCAAAAGGCUUAUAGGCGCUCGAUACUCCACUGCAGUUAAUAUCGAACAUGAAGUAGAGAGACACGGAGCCUUUGUCGUCAUAGCUCUAGGAGAGUAUCUGUACACCAUAGUAGCCUCGUCUCCAGCGGCGAGCGGCUUCAAUGAAAGGACAGCGCGUGCGAUCAGUGUUCUCGUUGUAGCCUACUGCCUUUCGUGGUUUUACUUCCGUGGAGAGGGCUCCAAAAAGGCGGUACAUGCUCUUCGCCGCAGUGUAUUGUCGGCGUACUGUUGGAUUUACGUUCAUAUUCCUCUCAUGAUCUCUCUUAUAAUAUCGGCGGAUGCAGCCGGAGCGCUUACGAGAUCGCACUCUCUUUAUGCCAAUGGCGACUUGGAAUCGGACAGUUUCGAAACAGAGAGACCGCAUUAUCUACACUCUGUCCAGAUUUUCUAUGGUGCGGGUGUUGGUGUUGCCAUUAUUUGCAUGAGUGUAUUAGCUUUGUGUGAUAAAAGCUUAGAUCCGAUCGGUGCUAGCAAAAUUUCGUCAAAGGUUCGACUCAUCCCUCGGAUUCUAGUAUCAUUCGUGGUUUUGGGUAUAUCAUUUGCCCAUAUCAAAAUUACGCUGUAUAUGGGAAUCAUCGCACUGUUGAUGAUUCUCCAGCUACUUUUUGAGACUAUUGCUGAGCUGCCAAGUACGGAAAACGGUGAAAUUGCUUUGUAUGAGACAAAUCCUGAAAUUCAACGAAAUUAG